Messenger RNA from Ziziphus jujuba (common jujube), 1934 nucleotides. Its product is annotated as zeatin O-xylosyltransferase-like. The transcript has 2 exons. The record is from RefSeq and is a predicted model, not a curated record. Gene Ontology annotation, molecular function: UDP-glycosyltransferase activity. The coding region runs from base 467 to 1612 and encodes 381 amino acids. Lineage: Eukaryota; Viridiplantae; Streptophyta; Magnoliopsida; Rosales; Rhamnaceae.
CCACAAUUAUUAUAUUUUAAAUAUCAGAAAAUAAGUGAAAACUUUACAUCUUACAAGAUUUUUAGAACCUAGAAAAUCUUUUGAAUCCUCUUAUACAUAAAUAUAUAUAUAUACAUAUGUACAAGCUUCUCAUCAAUGGCCACCGAUGAUGGUCAUCAUCAGCAACAGGAAGUUCAGAACCAUGGCCUGGAAGAAACUAAUUCAAUCAUCGUCAUCAUGGUUCCAUUUCCGCUUCAUAGCCAUAUGAACCAGGUUCUGCAACUCUCUGUUCUAAUUUCAUCCUACAAUAUACCUGUUCAUUAUGCUGGUUCUUCCGUUCACAAUUUCCAGGUAAGAACUCGAGCUGAACAUCACGGUUCGUGUCGUCCUCUUGAUGAUGAUCACUUUUCAAGAAUUCAAUUCCAUGAUUUCGCAAUGCCUUUUUUCGAUCCCAACUCAUCAAACUCCUCUGGAUUUUCACUGAUCCAUGUCAUCCAGAACCUUCGUCAACCAGUUGGUCUUCUUCUUCAUGAGCUCUCAAAAAAAAGCCAAAAGAAUUGUCAUCAUCCAUGACAAUUUAGCAUCGUCUGUGGUUCAAGAUUCGACUUCUAUACCAAAUGCUGAAUCCUAUAUUUUCGAACCAACCACUGCUUUCAGUAUUCUAUCUCGAAUCAUUUUCAUGGAAUCCGGAAAAUUUCUUCUAAUUCCAAAAGAAUUAGGUGCUGAUGAUAAAAAAUUCAAUGAUCCAAUUGAAAUCCCAUGUCUUGAAGGAAAUUUUAGCAAAGAAAUUUCCGAAUUCAUCAAUUACCAACGACAGUUUGUUCAAUCUUCAGUGGGUUUUCUCAACAACACGUGCAGAUUGAUAGACGGUAUUUUCCUUGAUCUUCUUGCGGAGAAACGGAAUAGAAUGAUUUGGGCAAUUGGGCCUUUACACCAGAUAAUACAUUCCAAGAACACAGAGUACUAUAAUUCCAAUAAUAAUGGCAAACACAAAUGCUUGUUGGAAUGGCUAGACAAGCAAGAGCCAAACUCUGUUUUGUACAUCUCUUUCGGAACAACAACUUCCAUAGGGGACCAUGAUGAACAACUUCAAGAACUUGCUAUCGGGUUGGAGCUGAGCGAGACAAAGUUCAUUUGGGUAUUUAGAGAUGCAGAUCAUAAAAAGGAUAAUGGUAAAAGAGUUGAACUUCCAGAAGGGUUCGAGGAGAGAAUGAGAGCGAAAGGGAUUGGAAUGGUGGUGAGAGAUUGGGCUCCACAGCUUGAAAUCCUGGAGCACAAAUCGACAGGUGGGUUUUUGAGUCACUGUGGGUGGAACUCUUGCUUGGAGAGCAUCAGCUAUGGAGUUCCUAUAGCAACAUGGCCAAUGCACACAGACCAACCCACCAAUGCUCUGCUCAUAACUAAGGUACUCAAAGUUGGACUGAAUGUCAAGGAAUGGGAACGAAGACAUGAGCUUGUGAGUUCGUCAACGAUUAAUAAAGCUUUGAGAAGGUUAAUGGGUCCAGAUGAAGGUGCUGAGAUGAGGAAAAGAGCUCAAGACUUGGGUGCCAAAGUUCGAAAUGCUACUGCUGAUGGAGGAGUUUCUCGCUUGGAAUGCGACUCUUUCAUUGCUCAUAUCACUCGGCAGACUUAAAUUGUUAGGUAUUUCACCUCUCGAUUACAUGUAAUCAAGCCUCAAUCCAUCAAUAUAAACUGUCCUAGCCUCAUCCAAUAAAAUAAAAUUAUACAUAUAUAAUAGUUUUGCUAUUCUUCUGGGUAUCGAGGCUUAUAUUUUGAUGUGUCACCUUCUAAUUACAAAUGUAAUUCAUAAACAUAUUGCGGGUAUUAUCUUAUCAUUAAAUUCCAUAUAAUAGAAUACCAAACCCCACCAUAUUGUGUGUGAAUAUUUAUGGUAACUAACUCUAUAUAUAUAUAUAUAUAUAUAUGAAAUUAAUAAUUUUAAUUUUAAUAUUCAA